GACGUCGCCUUCAGAAGCUCUGCAUGCUUCGUGGGGAGUGGAAAAGAGCGGGCACGGCACGAUCACGCACGCACCCGGCCGUAGGACGGCAGAAUUCCACCGCGUGAUGGGUGCAAGGAAUCGGGCGCGCCCCAACCAGUCCGCCUGACUUAUUUAGGCGCCGCGUUUUGUCCCCGUCGUCCGGCCCCAGCCGAGCCGACGCGCGCGCCAUGGCCUCCUCCCCCCUCGCCUCCCCGGCCCGCCGCGCCCUCCUCUUGUCGUCGUUCCUCCUCUGCUUCCUGCCGCGCCAUGUUGCCGCCGGCGCCGCUGGGGCGGCGGGCUACGUCACCGUCUCCACCGCCAGCUUCGCCGCGUCGAGCGCGACCUGCGACGAACCCGGCCCAGUGAUCCCGCCGCGGCAGGGGAACGGCACGCUGGCGGUGCUGCGGCUGGCGCACCGGCACGGCCCGUGCGGCCCGUCGGCGGCGUCGGCGGUGGCGGCCCCGUCGUUCGCCGAGGUGCAACGCGCGGACCAGCGGCGAGUGGAGUACAUCCAGGGGCGGUUGUCGGGGGGCGGCGGCGCGCGGGGGGCGAGUAAGGGGGGCCUGCAGCAGCGGCAGCAGCAGCUCGCGGCCGGCUCCAGGUCGGCGACGGUGCCGACCACCAUGGGCGUCGGCACGUUCCAGUACGUGGUGACGGUGAGCCUGGGCACGCCCGGCGUGUCGCAGACGAUGGAGGUGGACACGGGCAGCGACGUGUCGUGGGUGCAGUGCAAGCCCUGCGCCGCGCCGGCGUGCUACAGCCAGAGGGACCAGCUCUUCGACCCGGCCAAGUCGUCCACCUACUCCGCCGUGCCCUGCGGCGCGGGUGCGUGCUCGGACCUUGGGAUCUACCAGGCCGGCUGCUCGGGGACUCAGUGCGGGUACGUGGUCAGCUACGGCGACGGGUCCAACACCACCGGCGUGUACGGCUCCGACACGCUGGCGCUGACGCCGGGCAGCACGGUGGGCACGUUCCUCUUCGGCUGCGGUCACGCGCAGGCGGGGCUGUUCGCCGGCAUCGACGGGCUCCUCGCGCUCGGCCGGCAGGCCAUGUCGCUCAAGUCGCAGGCGUCGGGCGCGUACGGCGGGGUCUUCUCCUACUGCCUCCCUUCCAAGCCGAGCUCCGCGGGGUACCUGACGCUGGGCGGGCCGAGCAGCGCGUCGGGGUUCGCGACGACGGGGCUGCUGACGGCGUGGUCCGCGCCGACGUUCUACAUGGUGAUGCUCGCGGGCAUCAGCGUGGGCGGGCAGCCGGUGGCCGUCCCGGCGUCGGCGUUCGCGGGAGGGACGGUGGUGGACACGGGCACGGUGAUCACGCGGCUGCCGCCGACGGCGUACGCGGCGCUGCGGUCGGCGUUCCGCGGCGCCAUCGCGCCCUACGGGUACCCGCCCGCCCCCGCCAACGGGAUCCUGGACACCUGCUACGACUUCAGCCGGUACGGCGUGGUGACGCUGCCGACGGUGGCGCUGACGUUCAGCGGCGGCGCGACGCUGGCCCUGGAGGCCCCCGGGAUCCUGUCGAGCGGGUGCCUCGCGUUCGCGCCCAACGGCGGCGACGGCGACGCCGCCAUCCUCGGCAACGUGCAGCAGCGCUCCUUCGCGGUGCGCUUCGACGGCGGCACCGUCGGGUUCAUGCCCAGCGCGUGCUGAUCCACUGAUCCAUUCUUUGACCACUUCUUACAAAACCUAUCACUAGCAGGAGUAUAAACAUACAUACGUACUUGGUAUGUAUACCGCAUGUAGAGUACAUGUACGUACACGAAAAGGAGAAGGUAGACGAAUAUACAUGGCAGGAUGACGUAGGUUCUUUCGUUGGUGGAUGGAGCACGGUUUCGUCGGGGAAUAAUAACGGGCUAACCAGAGGCGUGUUGACGCUCGACGCAGUUCGUUGGAUUUUUGUGUGUGUGUCGCGGUCAGUGACUCGACGAGCUACGGGUGAUGAUGGGUUUAUGACUAGUGGAGAGUUAGGAGGGAGUGUAGACGGAGUCUGACUUUGAGCCGUCCCGGGAGCCGCGGCGCCAAAGUCAUUGUGGACUAGACCGGAUGGAUGUUAGCCUGUUGGGGGAUGGUUGUCGAUGCUGAACUUGUCGAUAUCAGAGGGACCCCUUCUGCUUGUUCGACGAAGGUAUCUCCGGGGACAUCCGAUAGUUGUUGGACCAAGGGCUAAAACACUUUAGAUUACUUCAUGUCAGAGACACAUUAUUUGCAUAGAUUCAGGCUACCGUGCAGAUGUAACACCCUACGUCCUGCUCUGUUCUUCAUCCAGUGAAGUAGGAGUAUAUGGUCAGUUACAAAAGAUGAGGCCCAGUUCAGAAAGAAGACAUCGAUCCUUUACUCGCCGUCGUCGAUCGCUCGACGUUGCCCUUCUCUCGUCAUCGCCAUUACCUUGCGUAACCGUAGCUCCAUUGCGGAUGAGAUGGUGACCGCUGCUGCCAUUGCCGCAUAUCACCGCAAGAGGGAAGAGCGGCUGACAAUGCCACGGCCGCCACCGUCGCGUGGCGGCACCACGUCGUCGAGCUCGUGGCUGCUGCAUGACGUGCCAAGUAAGCCGCAGUGCUGAGCGCGAGCAGCCGCGGAUGAAAGGUGACCAACACAUAGCCUAGAGUGCAAUGUGGUCUGCCGUGCUCGUUUCAAAAAAAAAAA
Molecule: messenger RNA, 2663 nt
Organism: Triticum dicoccoides
Lineage: Eukaryota; Viridiplantae; Streptophyta; Magnoliopsida; Poales; Poaceae
Product: aspartyl protease family protein At5g10770-like
Exons: 2
Coding region: 210-1670 (486 amino acids)
Biological process (GO): proteolysis
Molecular function (GO): aspartic-type endopeptidase activity
Source: RefSeq, a predicted model, not a curated record